UCAUCACCCAACUGUUCCAUGGGGUAUUGGCUUCCCGUUGCCAUGGAGAAUUGGGGGUCAAUACAAAGAAUGUCUGGAGGGGCAAGUGAGCCCUCAGCCCUGGAACGGGAAACAAGUUGAGAGAAGAAAGCAGGUCUCCCCUUGGAUGAGGUAUUCCUUUCCCUUUUCUUGCGGACUUGCGGUUGUGAGGGUGCUUCAGCGGCCCCUUGUGCAAAGAAGAGACAGGUUUGCAUUAUAUUUGCAUUUGCUAAUUGGCAUGCAUAGAAGCAAAUUUAGAAAUAAAUGCUGUAAGUUGAAUAAAAAUGCAUCUUUUGGUGUGGGGGAAAGACAAGGAGCCCUCUGUGUCCACUCAGUUUGCAGUGGGGGUCCUAGCUGUUGGUGGAAAACCCACACACUGCUCCCUUCCGAGGGCUCUUUAUCUUCAACCAGACUUGAGUCAGAGAGUCCUUCAGACAAAAGACUGUCCUCCAUGAGCCAUGGGCAGGAUGUCUUAGAAGGCACCUGAAGGAGACUGGCACUGCUGCCAGGAGGAAUCUUCAUCUUCUAGAGCUCAGUGGCUUUCUCCCUAAACCACUCUGGUUGCCAGCUCACCCUCAUCUUUAGGGAGAGUGAGGCAGGUGCCUCAGGGGGCAGAUAGAGUGGCAGUAACAUGUGCUGAAAGGCAGAGCUGUGUGUGCCACACUGCUUGCCCUCCAGCCCUGAGGCAGGCCUCAUGGGGGCCUUUUUGCCGCUGGAACUCUGUGAAAGACACAGGAGGCACUUGCUUAGCAUUGCACAUGAGACUCUCUUUGAAGCAAGUCUAUCGGCAAUCAAUAAGCCUGCUUAAAUACCGGUAGGCCUGCCAGAUUGGGGGUGGGGAAUGACGAUAAUUCAAUGGAAAGGGCAGCACAAUAGCAGUUGUGAGGCGGGGAUGGAAGAGUGAUGCAGAGCUGCAACUCCUGCAACUGUGACAACCGCCUGGCAGGUCCUGAGUGCAUGGAGUCAGAGGAAAGACAUUUUCUAUGCUGCUUUUGAAGGCUGCCUUGAAUUCCUUCCACAGGAAGCAGGAAAUGGGACCUGCAGAGCCCUGCUUGUUCUGACACAUUUGAUAAAAGACACAUGUUGCUUGCGUGUGUCCCUGUGAGCUGGGAAGCUGCAGCCGCUACAGUCCUUGCAAACGUAGAGAGGAAGUUCACUCCUAAGGCAGCUCUUUUGUUUCCUGAGGAACUUCCUCCCCCAGCAACCUCCAGCAUUUCUAUACAGCCCUUUGCACCUCUGUUCCUUCUGCUGCUCUGAGACACAGCAAGCACAGGAUCAGUUUGGAUGUCAUGCUACGUCUAGCAUUCCAUGAACCAUGGGAAGCUGUAGGCUCACAUUCACAUGCUCUCCUCUCUUUGUGCAUGUCAGAGGAGAUGGAAAGCAGUCACUUUUGAUUUAGGCUCAUCACAGCUUGGAAACGUAACUUAAUUUAAACUAGCUUUCUCCAAUAUGGUGCCGCCCAGCAGUUCUAGAUGACAAUUCCCAGAAGCCUAAGUGCCUUUAAACCCUACCGGCUGAUAGAAGACAUAGUCCAUAGCUGCUAACCAGGUUUCAAGCUCUCUGCCGACACCAACACUGUUAAUUAUUAUUUUUUAAAUCCAUUGUACAAUGACUGCCAAAAUUGGGGUCUUGCAGAGGCAGAUUUAGGGGACCAUGACCUGUUUGGUUACACUGGGCAUGGAGCCUUGGAGGUGCUGCAAGGUGCUCUGCAACUAUUGCAUAGAAUGGAAAGCAAGAUUUGAGACCUCAAGGUUUGCCACUGGGUCUUAGGGGAACCAGAAAAAUGUGCUUGAUCAGAUCCCUGGGCUGGAAGUCAGUCACCCCUGAUCUGCAUGGAUUCCAGUGGCCUGAUCACAGCAGUUAUGCAUUCAAACCAUUUCUAAGUGCUGGAAAAUUAUUAUUCUUCAUAAUUUUGCAUGGAAGGGGAAGGAAUUACGAACAAGUCAGAAGACUUCUGUGAUCCUCCUAGUGUUCAGCGUCCUCUGGGAGCUUGAUAGCUCACAUCCCAGCCUGAGGAUCUUUGCAAACAAGUCUUAUGCAUGCCCUUUGCUCAGAAGGAUGCCCAGGGCUAGCCCAAGACAUUUUGGUGAAUAAAAAUCUUGCCCCCCACAUCUUCCACUGGUAAGAGGAGGCCACCCCUUCAAACGGUGAACUCAACGAUAACUCCAGUUCAAGGAAGAGUUUCUGCAGGAGGGGCGGAGGGUGCCUUCACUUGCCCGGAGGACAGCAUGGGCAAGGUGGUAACUCCCCUUUGCCUUUCCUCUGGCUAAUUUUGCAGCAAUGGCCCAAAUGCUGGAUUUGACCCUCUGUCCUCAAGAUGCUGCUCCUGUCUACGCCUCUCCGGCGGUCCUCAUCCCGCUGGAGCCCAGAAAAGUCAUGCUGUCUGGAGUGAAGCAUCACAUCUAUCACCCCCGCUUGCCGACGCUAAGGCAGAUGGAUAUGGACACCGCAGCCUUCAAGCUCACAGACGAGCAUUGCAGGACAACCACCACUUGCUGCAAAGGUAACUGGGGCAGAUGGCUCAUUGGUAUUGAGAGCCAAGCCAGCCAAGCCAAACUGAGCAUUGAACUCCAGACCUGAGUUUGCUCUGCUUGUGGUGUUGUGUGAGUACAGGGCUGGCCCAGGAUGUUUCACCACUUGCGGCAAAAAACCUCUGCUGCUGCCACCAUCUGGAAGCAGACUGAGGAAGCCCUGGCAUGCUGAAGGUGGCAGAGGAGGGGGGGAGAAAGAGGCCAGAGAGAAGCAGGUGGUAGGAGGAUGCGGCCGCACUGGAGGGAAGAGAUGGAGGUGGUGGCAGGCGAGAAGCACAGGAGGCACUGAGUGGGAGAUCUACUUAGAAACCUCAGAGGCUGUUCUCUUUCCCCUUCAGUCCACCUAUGCAUCAAGGUGAUGAGGACCAGGAACUUGCAUACUGUAUUCUAAAACCAAAACCAGGAUUCUGGUGUAGUGGCACGUUCUGCAAUUCACUUGACAUUUUUAGAGAGGCAGGGCCCAUGGCCAGCUGGGAUGGGGCAGGUAAUCUUGACAUCUCUGACUCAUCUUUCUUGUUUGUGUUUGUUUCCCCUCCCCCCAAGAUGAUUUUGAAAAUGCAACGUUCACCUUGGCUGGAGUGCCCACCCAGCGCCUCCCAUCCCUGGUGAGUCACUGCCAUCAAAUGCUGCUGCUGUUGUUGCUGUUGCUGUCAUCCUGUGGUCCAUCCAUCUCUGCAGAGUGUUGGGUGGCCAGGUGAGGAAGUGGAGAGGGCUCCUGAAGUUCUCAUAGUUGGAUCAAGGAGGGAUUCCAGCAGAUGCUGCUUGCAUGGCAUACUUCACCUGCUGUAAUUCCCUCUUCCACACAACUAUGAAAGGUGCAGGAGCCCUCUACAGUUUUACAUCCGACCACCUUAACUGGCCGCCCCUUCAGUGGCCUGUGCAUUACGCCCAUCCCCACCCCAUUUGCUUUUUUGAACAAAGCACAGUCCUUAACUUAAGAUCAUAAGUAGAGCCUUCAGCUGGAUCACGGUGGCCAACCAGAUGCCUAUGGGAAACCAGUGAGCGGAAAAUGAGCAUAGGAACACUCUCCUCUCCUGUGGUUUCCAGCAACUUCAGAAGCAUUGCUUCCUUCAGCUGUGCAGGCAGACAUCAUGGCUAUUCUAGUAGCCAUUGAUAGCCCUUUCCCUCCAUGAAUUAGUCUUAAUCCUCUUUUAAAGUCAUCUAAGUGGUUGACCAUUCCUGCCGCCUGUAGAAGUGAGUUCCAUAGUUUAACUAUGAGCUGCUUGAGGAAGUCCUUUCUUUUCUCUGUCCUGAACCUCCCAACAUACAGCUUCAUUGAAUGUCCAUGAGUUCCAGUGCUAUGAGAAAUAGAGAAAAACCUUUCCUCUGUCCACUUUUCCCAGACUAUGCAUAAACUUCUAUCAUGUCACUUUUAAAAGAUGAGCCUGGAUGAGCUGCUGCUUCUUUAUAGGAAGCAACUUCUCUGCAUCCAGGUGUGUGUUUGGGGGAAGGGAGAUAGGAGGUUUUAAAUAGUAGUAGUAGUAGUAAUAAUAAUAAUAAUAAUAAUAAUAAUAAUAAUUUUAUUGCUUAUACCCCACCCAUCUGGCAGGGCUUCCCCAGCCACUCUGGGCGGCAUAUAUCAAAACAUACUAAAACAUCAAACAUUAAAAACCUCCCGAUACAGGGCUGCCUUCAGAUGUCUUCUAAAAGUCAUACUUACUCCUUGGAGACAUCAGUGCAUUCUGAACAUGCAUUUCAAAGUAGAAAAAAGUGUGUAUUCAUACAUUCUUCCUAGAAACAUGCAGCUGCACUUAACCAUCCCUCACAAAGCCUGGGGCAGUUGCAUGGGGUAAGUGGCACAAAUGCCCAUCUACCUGGUGCCACUACCUGGUGCCACUACCCAAUGUCUGCUCUGUGCCAGCCUUUCCCAACCUAGUGCCCUCUGGCUGUUUUGGACUGUCUGUAACUCCCACCAGCCCCUAUGGGAUUUGUAAUCCAAAACGGCUGGAGACCACCAGGCUGGGGGAAGCUGAUUUGCACACAUUUCCCCCUCAGAAAUUGAGGUGGGCAUCACCACAUGCAAUCCUUAAACUGAGCACAGGAAACUCUUCUGUGCUCCGCUGUGUCCGACUGCAGGAGCGCCUUGUUGUAACUUUGUCAUUGCUCAGGGUAUGACAGAGCUGGGCAAGUCAUUGACUGAAAAGUACCGAGCAGGGAAAAUGGCGCCUCUCUUGCCCAGCACCAACCAGGAGGAAUGGCCCAGCUACACCAGGGCUAUGGACGACUGGUCUCGCUUCGUAUCCAGCGCAGGAGAGUUCAAGGUGCCCAACUUUAGCAAAAAAGGUAGGAGGUACAGCUGCCUUCAGCAUCCUUCUGUCUUUCAGGAAGUUGCACCACAGCCAUUUGCUGGCAUGAUCAGGUCCUCAAAGUGAGAGCUUCCCUAGGGAGUGGCCUUUGGGAGGUGCCAAGUACAUGGUGAGGUCUUGGUAAAGGUAAAGGGACCCCUGACCAUUAGGCCCAGUUGUGACCGACUUUGGGGUUGUGGCGCUCAUCUUGCUUUAUUGGCCGAGGCUCCCAGGUCAUGUGCCCAGCAUGACUAAGCUGCUUCUGGCGAACCAGAGCAGCGCACGGAAACGCCGUUUACCUUCCCGCCGGAGCGGUACCUAUUUAUCUACUUCCACUUUGACGUGCUUUUGAACUGCUAGGUUGGCAGGAGCAGGGACCGAGCAACGGGAGCUCACCCCGUCGCAGGGAUUCGAACCGCCGACCUUCUGAUUGGCAAGUCCUAGGCUCUGUGGUUUUAACCCACAGCACCACCCGCGUCCCUCGGCGAGGUCUUGGCUCAAUCCCUAAAACUCCUCCAGGUGCUUCUCAGCUUGUGAUCUUCCCGUGAUCUUGCUUUGUCCACAUGGUGAUUUUGCCAGGUCACAGAACGGUCGUGAAAAAAUGUUCCCAAACCAGGAGUGAUUAGAAAGAAGGUUCUGUGAACUGGGAGGCAGAAGAACCACGAGCGCCUUUGCACCAAUCCCUGGUGUCUUUCAGCAACACUUAGUGGAAAUGAUUAGGAUUAGCCAUCCCCAAUUUAGUGCCCUCCAGAAGUUUUGCACCACAACUCCCAUCAGCCCCGGGCAAUGCUUGGCCACAGAGACAUGCUACUAACAGCCAAAUGGUUUCCUAUGAGUGUGUGAAGUUUCUUUCCUGAAUGAGGAACUUUGUCAAAUGCAGGAAUCCCAAAGCAAUCCCCAGCAUUGUAUGGACUGACUCUGCCCUCCCUCCUGACCUUCCUUUACUUUCUCAUUCUGAAGCCACUCAGUGCAGAAGGAAGGAGUUGGGGCACUUGCUUUUCGCACAGCAAGUCUUGCCAAAUCCCUGCCACUCCCAGCUUUCCCUCUGGGCCUGCGCAUAGGAACACGCCAGAAGCACUUGUGGCUACUUAGCCACAUCAGCCACAGCUGGCAAAGCAGACCAGGAGAUUAAGCCCUCUGUGCUUCUUUCACAGUUCUUGGGUUCAGCUGUUAUGCUGUGAGGUACUUAAAACCCGACGUCACGCAGACCUGGCGGGUAAGAGACUGUUGUUCGCUAGUGUGCAUGUUUGGGGUGAGGAGUGAGAGGUGGUGGCUGAAGCAGCUUUUGUCUGGAUGCCCUGGAGAGAAUUUCUGAACCUGGGGUGGCAGAGUGAGGACCUCAGGACCAGGGACUGAAUGCAGCCCCCUUUGCCUCUCUCUGGCCCCUGGAAUUCUCUGCAAGCUAUGUCUCUCACUGCCCCUUUCUCAGGUCGUUUCCUGGCUGGAAAGCAUCCUUGAAUCUCUGAAAAUGAAUUUUGUUAGCUUGGAAGCAGAAUGGAGAGAUGGGGGAGGGGGGAGAAGAAGUGCAGUGUGUGUGUAGAAAGAAACCUCAGUUUGUGUGGCUGGCAGAAAGUCCUGCUGGGCAAAGGUCAAGAGCAGGCAUAGGCAAACUUGGCCCCCCAGAUGUUUUGAGACUACAACUCCCAUCAUCCCUGACCACCGGUCCUGAUAGCUAGGGAUGGUGGGAGUUGUAGUCCCAAAACAUCUGGAGUGCCGUUUGUCUAUGCCUGGUUAAGAGUCACAACUGUUGCCUCUGGCCCCUUGCUGCCUCUGGCCACUACUGGCAUACAGGCCCCCAGAGGGUUGCUCCCUAGAGAAUGUGGCCCUGAGGCUGGAAAAGAUUCUCAGUCCUAAUGUUUCUAAGAAGGGCACAUUCACAACCAGGGUGUCCAGUCCACAGGGUCUGUUGUGGGGGGGAAUGGAUAACUAAGUAGGGAAGGGAAUAAAAUGAAAUAGAGCAGCCCCAGAGAGGAUGUGGCUGGUACUCUGAACAGAAGCACUCUACACUGCAGUAUUUUGUGUUAGGUUCUGCACUCCACCCCCACAUACCUUGGAUUUAAGAUUCAGUUCAAAACUUAAAGCAUCAUCUUUCUCCCCUGUUUCAUGCUAGUAUUGCCUCAACCAGAACCCAAGUUUGAGUAGAUAUGGACCAAAGCCCAUGCCUUACAACACUGUGUAAGUAUCAUCACAUGCACCUAAAUCCCCUUAGGGUUAACAAUCACCUCCCCCAUAACACUUGAAUAACUCGUCUUUUUGUUUUGUUGCAGCAAUACCUACAGGAGCUUUGGAUCAGCACACAGGUAACUGGCUCUGCUGGCCCCAAAGGAACAAAAGGGGGGGAAAUCCCACCCAAUUCAGUGUGAGAGAGGAAAAAGUCACAUGCUAUUGAAUGAAGGCUAGCCAGCCAUCAAUGCUCAUGAGCCAGAUACAACCAAUUCAUUGUCAACUGGGCAGACUUUGAUCUUGCUCUUUUUGGAGCAAGCCUUCAGGCUCACACAUGGCUUUCAUUAAGAAGAGCCUUGUUAUCUGGGGGCCAAACUGGAUGUGACUCGAACCACAAUGGAACUCACUCCCGCACGAGGCAGUGAAGGCCACCCACUUAGAUGACUUUAAAGAAGGUUAGCCAAUUUCAUGGAAGAGAAUGCUAUUGAUGGCUACAAGCCAUACUGCUGCUCUGCCUCCAUGGUCAGAGACAGUAGUGCUUUUGAAUACCAGUUGCCGGAAGGAGUGGAGAAGAGUGCUCUUGUUCUCAGGUCCUGCUUGAAGGAUUCUCACAGCCAUCUGGUUGGCCAUUGUGAGACCAGGAUGCUCAACUAGAUGGGCCAUUGGCCUGAUCCAGCAGGCUUUUCUUAUGCUCUUAAGAGGAACAGGAAAAGGUUUUCAAUGUGUAUGAAUAACCCCCCUCAAAGAAUGGUGCUUUUAUGACACAGUAAAUGAAUGUAUAUAAAAGGACAGUGGUUGCUGAGAGUACAACUUGCACUAGAUUUUCAUUCAGCAGGGAAGAGUCAUUUUAGUACACUGGAUGGACAGUGGAAUCGGGAAUUCAAAGGUGGGAAUUCAGAACACUCAUCUUUCGCACAUGGACAAAACCAACCACCGCCAACCGUCCCCAACCUGAUACCCUCCAGGUACCAUCUAGGUGCUUUGGAUCAUAACUCCCACAAUCCCCAUUCACUAUGGCCAUCAAUGGGAGUUGUAGCCCAAACACCUAGUGGACACCAAGUUGGGCAAGGCUGGACAAGACUCUUUGUACACCACCCCUAAGUCAACUAAUGGCCCAGGAAGCAGCACCAAUGCUCCCAGCUCAAGGGAUCUGACCUUGGGCGACUCUGAUUUCAAAAUAACCGAUUGUGGAUUUAUGAAAUGGUCUCUUCUGUUGCUUUCUAGCCGCUCUCACUAUCUCCAACCCUGGCGCUAGGAGACAGGCCACAGAAAAAGAAGCCACAUGAAUCUUCUCCUUCAGCUUUUGAACAUCCACAAGGAAUAAAUGCUAUUGGUUCAACAAGGAAGGUGCAGAGAAGGCGUUUCCUGGUCAA
This is a messenger RNA of Podarcis lilfordi (Lilford's wall lizard), 8370 nucleotides long. NCBI's taxonomy places the organism in Eukaryota, Metazoa, Chordata, Lepidosauria, Squamata, Lacertidae. The record is from the annotation of a GenBank genome assembly.